AUGGGUAAGAAGUUCCGCAAAGCUCUCCUCGCCUUCAUCGACGGCAUCCCGGACCAUAAGCUCGAGGGCGGUUUGCCAUCUAUCCAGAAGACCCUCUACGAGGACGACAACUACAGACUGGACAUGCAGAAUGUAAACAGGCAUGCCCUAUUCACCUCGGCGCGUAAGGCAGGUCAGAAGGGAGCCACCGUAGGUAAAGUUUUAGUGCCCGUUGAAGAGCCGUGGACUGCGUGGAUGAUCAAAGAGACGCUCAAGCAGAGCUGCAUUGACUUUGGUGAUCAAUCGAACCAGUUCUAG
Alternaria arbusti is the source of this 297-nucleotide messenger RNA. RefSeq lists its product as uncharacterized. The transcript has 2 exons. The record is from RefSeq and is a predicted model, not a curated record. Lineage: Eukaryota; Fungi; Ascomycota; Dothideomycetes; Pleosporales; Pleosporaceae. The coding region runs from base 1 to 297 and encodes 98 amino acids.